AUGUGCGCUGGAGAGGGAAGAAGAGAGUCGAUCCUUGUCCGUAUUUGUCUGGAGUUCAAUAGUUCACUCGGAGAAUAUCUACAGGACGUUGGUGUUCUCCGAGAGAGACCAAUAGACUACUAUUGUCUAACUUGUCACUGUGUGCUAUGUCAUAAAUGUUUUCUGAAAGAACACAACGUUCACGAGUAUUUAGAUGUAGAAUGUGAAACUGUGAAAGAAAAAGCUACAGAGCUAGUUUUAACCUCAGAGAAAUUCAUCCAAAAUAAAAUCAAAGACUUGGAAGAAACUCAUGUGAUGUUAGUAGAAUCGAGAGAGACACUCCAGCGUUUUACUGAAGAUGCUUGUAGCAGAAUAACCAAACAAACUGAUAAAAUUAUAGCAGAUAUAAAGGCUAGCAGUGAGAGAAUCAUGACAGACGUCAAAAAUAAGUCUCAAGAAUCAGAAUCGAAAUUGACCAAAACUGAAGAGAAAAUUAUGGUAGAUAUAAAAAAUUUCAAACUGAAUCUGGAGACGAAUUUUCCUUCUUUAACAGAAGAUUUUGAUUUACAAAUUUUAGUUUCAUUUGAGAAAAUAAAAGAGCUAGAAGAAUUGUGUAAAGAUGUGAAAGUUGAAACACCAUCAGUGGUUCAGUAUCUUGAUUGGAAAGAAAAUGAUUUUAGUUUAAUUACAGACAUGUUAGGAUCCAUGGUGUUAAAACAAUAUGACAAUACCAAACUACACGAGUCCAUGGUGUUAAAACAAUAUCACAUACCCAAACUACACGAGUCCAAUUCAUAUCAAUUUUAUUAUAAUAUAAAUGAUAUAAAGAAGGAUGAUGAAGUGUUUUACAGUCAAGACAAGUUUAGUUACAGUAACUUGGUAUGGAAUUGUUGUGUAAUGAGGUAUAAUGGUUAUUUAUAUAUUUAUAUUGGACUAUUACCAGAUGACAAUCCUAGAUUAAACUAUUGUAUUAUUGAUUAUCAAAUCAGUAUAUUGAAUAUUGACAAUAAAACUAUAACUAAUACAUAUAGUGACAAGAGAUUAGAGAGAGGUCAUGCGGGUUGGUAUUUAUGUUGGGCGAAGUCUAUCACCUGGUCUAAACUCACUGAUAAAAACAAUGGUUAUUUGAAUUCUAACAAUCAGUUUGUGAUUCAAGGGAAUAUCACACAGAUCAGAGAAAUAUCAUUGAAAUAA
Molecule: messenger RNA, 1173 nt
Organism: Lottia gigantea (owl limpet)
Lineage: Eukaryota; Metazoa; Mollusca; Gastropoda; Lottiidae
Exons: 2
Coding region: 1-1173 (390 amino acids)
Molecular function (GO): protein binding; zinc ion binding
Source: RefSeq, a predicted model, not a curated record